CGACACUCAUCUUCCUUCUCCCUGCCUGAGAUCUCUUUCUCAAUCAAUAUAUCCAUUUGCCUCCUUCUUCUACAAGCUCACAAAACUAUCAUUUUAUUGACUUUUUUGAAGAAUGGAGAAGGGUGGGCAGUAUGAAACUGGCUCUGAUUACUUGAAAGGCGCACACUCUAUGUGGAAUAUGCUGCCUCACCAUCAGAUCAAAGAGCAACACAAUGCCUUGGUCAUGAACAAAAAGAUCAUGUCCAUCCUCGCCGAAAGAGACGCUGCUAUUCACGAAAGAAACCAAGCCGUCUCUGCUAAAAUCGAAGCUCUUGCAGCUCGAGACCAAGCCCUCCAGCAACGCGACAAGGCCCUGACCGAACGAGAUAAAGCUUUGAUUGAGAGGGACAAUGCUUUUGCUGCCCUUCAACACCAUGAAAACAGUCUUAACUUUGCUUUGUCCGGUGGGAAACGCUGUCAAGGCCAUGAUGAUGAUGAUGGCUUGUUGUUCACUAUUGAUGAUGUCUGCCCUACUACAUCAACUACUACCAAAAGGAAAAAGAGGAGCAAGCAAGGACUACCAAAAGGAAAGAAAGUGGGUGAAGAUCUGAACCUUCUAGUUGCUGCUGCUGCUGCUCCUGGAAAGAAAUGUAAAAAAGAUUGGGACACUAACCAUUUCGGUUUAAACUUAGUCACCUUCGAUGAGAAGACUAUGCCCGUGCCGGUUUGCACAUGCACAGGCUCUGCACAUCAGUGUUACAAAUGGGGGAAUGGUGGUUGGCAAUCCUCUUGCUGCACAACCACCUUGUCGCAGUAUCCAUUACCGCAGAUGGCAAACAAGAGGCAUUCUCGGGUGGGUGGUAGGAAAAUGAGCGGAAACGUUUUCUCCAGAUUACUAAGCCAUUUAGCAGGGGAAGGAUAUGAUCUCUCGUCUCAUGUUGACCUAAAAGACUAUUGGGCUAGGCACGGGACCAACCGCUACAUCACUAUCAAGUAACUAGCCUCCACGGUCUACAACUAUUUUAUUCUUGUUACUAAGUUAAGGUUUUGUUUGUGUAUGGUUAAUCCAAAUAUGCUUUGUAUAGUUUGAAUAUGUUUUGAUUUUAAAACGAACUAGAUUUUGAUCCGCACAAUCACGCAGAUGUUUGUUUUCAUUUUUAUAUACAUAAAUAUUUUCCUUAGAACAUAAGUG
Eruca vesicaria subsp. sativa (arugula) is the source of this 1171-nucleotide messenger RNA. The record is from the annotation of a GenBank genome assembly. NCBI's taxonomy places the organism in Eukaryota, Viridiplantae, Streptophyta, Magnoliopsida, Brassicales, Brassicaceae.